Molecule: messenger RNA, 1344 nt
Organism: Neoarius graeffei (lesser salmon catfish)
Lineage: Eukaryota; Metazoa; Chordata; Actinopteri; Siluriformes; Ariidae
Product: bone morphogenetic protein 10-like
Exons: 2
Coding region: 1-1344 (447 amino acids)
Biological process (GO): BMP signaling pathway; SMAD protein signal transduction
Cellular component (GO): extracellular region
Molecular function (GO): growth factor activity; cytokine activity
Source: RefSeq, a predicted model, not a curated record
AUGAUUGUCUCAGAGAUGCCCAUGUUUCGGUAUAUUAGGGCUCUAACCCUUUGCAUUUUGCUGCUACCUUGCUGGGGUCAAACGAGUCCUAUUCCUUCCUUGGAGGAGCCAUUUUCAGGAGGUCUUGGAGCGAUGGAUGCAUCUUUGCUGGACCAGGAUGAUAAUGUGGAUGUUCAGGAACUUCUAAGCCAGUUCCUCUACGUGUUAAAUUUGACAGAGCAAGAACCAAAGCUGAAGCCCCGGGCUGCCCGCAUUGAGCCACCAGAGUACAUGCUGGAACUGUACAACCACUAUGCUAAAGACCGCAGCACCAGACCUGCAGCAAAUAUUGCACGGAGUUUCAAGAAUGAGGACUCCUCCCCCUGUAGCGUGACAAGAAGAGGUGUAAGGACGCACCCUCUCAUGUUCAAUGUCUCCGUCCCACGUCAUGAGCGCAUUAUUGCUGCCAAGCUCCACCUCUACAUGCUGGUACAUCAAGAUCCUCAAUGCAACAAUGGCGUUGAUUGGAAGGUAACAGUUUUCGAGAGGCAAGGGGAAGGCGGUCCGUCACUUCAGCCUUUUGAGGGUGGAACAAGAGAGGACAAUUUGACUGGUAUGCAAGAGCUGGUGGUCAGGCACGGCCAGCUCAAAGAAAGUGGAUGGGAGGUGUUCGAUCUGACUGAUGCAGUUCUACGCUGGAGAGACCUUGAGAGUACGAGCCACUGGCUUGAGCUGCAGGUCGAAAGUGAGAAUGAGAGUGAGCUACAGGAUGAAGACCAGAGCGCUAGUUUAAUCAGUCUGGACAUUGAAAAGAGUGUGGGAGGAAAGCAUGAACCAGUGAUAAUCGUUUUCUCAGAUAACGAAAAUGAUCAGGACCAGUCAAAGAAGAUGAUCCCAGAAGACAACAUUGGCCUGUUAGAGCUCAAUGAAUUGUCAGUGAAUGAAAGGGAUGACAGCAGCAAACAACAAAAUGAGGCCAUUUUAAUGCAAAUGCGCUCUAAUAUGAUCUACGACAGCGCGCCGCGAACUCGCCGCAACGCAAAAGGAAACCAUUGCAAGAGGACUGCGCUCUAUGUAGAUUUUAAAGAGAUUGGCUGGGACUCAUGGAUCGUUGCACCGCCAGGCUUCGAGGCCUACACGUGUCAUGGGGAGUGCAAUUAUCCAUUACUUCCGCAAGUGACUCCCACCAAGCACGCCAUUAUCCAAACACUGGUCAACUUGAAGAGCCCUCAGAAAGUCACCCGAGCAUGUUGCGUGCCCACCAAGCUGGAACCAAUCUCUCUGCUGUAUGAAAAUGAGAAUGGCCAUGUCAUUUUCCAGCACAAAUACGAGGGCAUGGUGGUGGCAGAGUGCGGCUGCAGAUGA